Toxoplasma gondii ME49 is the source of this 1845-nucleotide messenger RNA. RefSeq lists its product as hypothetical. The coding region runs from base 275 to 1441 and encodes 388 amino acids. NCBI's taxonomy places the organism in Eukaryota, Apicomplexa, Conoidasida, Eucoccidiorida, Sarcocystidae. The record is from RefSeq and is a predicted model, not a curated record. The transcript has 9 exons.
ACCACCAUUUUCGCACCCAUUCAAUUUGUCGAAAACAGAGAAUAUGUAUGUGAUAUGUUUGAUUAUUCCCAUCUGCAUUCUUCCUGGCGAAAACACAGGACUGUCAGUCUGAGUAAUUGAGUGGAUACUCCUGCCCGUCAGGGCCACUAUCAGUCCUCUGUCUCACAAGUUACUGCACUGAAUUGCUUUAACUCCUUCGGAAAAAGGAAACUCGCGGCACUGCUUCUGUUUGUCUUCGACAGCCUAGCCGUCUUUUUAGUUGCCUACAACGACGAUGGAGUGUAGCAUUUCUCCGGCAACGGCACAAGCCGACUCAUGCCCCGUUCCCUCCACCCCCUGUGCUCGCCACCACAGCAUGACGCAGUGCCUCGUGAGUGCCGUGCACUGGGUGGAAACAACAAGAAUGCGAUUGCAGGAAGAAUCUUCUGAUACACGCGAUGACGCCAGCAAGAAAAGCGCCGUGACGAUUCGUCAGAUCUUGCAAGCGGCGCUAGUCCUCUAUCGAACUUCCCGACAAAGAACGAGUGCUCAGUUCUUCAUCAUCGCUUUUCAGUUUGCAAGAGACGCAAACAGCAUUCUCCAGAUGCUGAACAUCCACCGUUCCCCUGUUACGGAAGCGAGCUCUGAACCACGGAACGGGUUCAGCGAGGCUCUGCUCAAGUGGUUUGCGCAAACACUCACAGGACUGGAGAAGAAACUGGACAGCGUAUACACUUCUGAAGAGAUUUCUGAGCUCUUCCUCGAAAAAAUGUGGGCCCCCGACCACUCCCUGUCGUGCAGGCAGAGGAAGAUGCUCCGUUCUGGAACGCCGAAUAAGGAAGAACAGCUUGAGUUUCUGGCGGCGUGCUUUCUCCAGGAAUGCGUAGACGUCAAACUUCGCGGCGAAGAUGACAUUCUGUUCGAUCCCUCUCGCGAACUGGACGCUUUUCUCGAUAUCUGCAGAGAGCAGGACACUCUCGAACCCGACAGAAACACCCAACCAGAGUCCGCUUAUUGGUGCCGGGAUGUGGUGGAAUUGAUGGAGGUGCCCGAACAGUCAACAGAACCUCGUACCAAGGCGUGUCUAGUGAAGAAAACUGCCAAGUUGCCACAAAAGACACAACUCGCACGCAUUCCCCCGUCAAAGAAAACGUCCCACAGCGGUCGCCCUAGAAAAGGAAAACCAACCUGGCAGGCCUCCUCGCCCAGGAGCAGUUCAGAAAUAUGGCCACACAGCACUUUGCCGCUAGUCUGCUUACCGGCGAAAGCCGAGAAUUUGGGACCAGAGGAAUUGCGGAAGAUAGCAUUGUCUCACGGGGUUCAUUACUAUUUUGCGGAAAGACGGUUCUCAGUCAGUAUGUCAGCACGUCAACGGGUUCCCCAGAAGACUUUCUCAGUGCGAAAGUACGGUGUUGAGGGUGCUUUGCGCCUUGCUGUUGAAGCAGCAUCCAAAGUGACAUGAGGUGGACCUUCGAAAAAGUUUACGUCAGCAUGUAAUGUCUGGGCGGGUCCUUGCUCUUCUACACACACCGACUAGCAAAACGUGAGUCAAACAAAUUGCUUGGGGGCAAGCUAGUGACUGCUGCCUUCCACUGACAAGUUCCAUGCGUGGAGAGUUGCUUCUCGCCCCGUUCGUUCCUUUCUGUAUCGGCAGCGACUGCCAACCUGUCUUAUCAAAACCAUGUGGCUCUCUCAGAGAGCGCCACCCUUCAGCGAAGGCCAAGUGAACUGCGGACGUGCUUGCUGCUCUUUGAGUGCAUUUCUCCCGUUUUGUGUUCGAUGCCAUCGUUCUUUAACAUCUUCAUCAAGAACUUCGAACAACUGUGCAAGUCCCUGCGAUCGUCAGCUGGACGUUUCGACCUCAGU